AUGUCCUCCAUAGAGAGAACCAUAAAGGACACUUGAUCGCGCAGCCCGUGGAAUUAUUUCCAGGAAACACUUGCAGAAGCCGUCCGGGAGCUCCCGUCCCUGGCAGCACUCUCCGGGACGGCCAGGAAAUGAGCGCUUCUUUGAAUUACAAGUCUUUCUCCAAAGAGCAGCAGACCAUGGAUAACUUGGAAAAGCAACUCAUCUGUCCCAUCUGCCUAGAGAUGUUCACGAAGCCUGUGGUCAUUCUCCCCUGCCAGCACAACCUGUGCAGGAAAUGUGCCAGUGACAUCUUCCAGGCCUCUAACCCGUACUUACCCACGAGAGGAGGGACCACUGUGGCGUCAGGGGGCCGGUUCCGCUGUCCCUCCUGUAGACACGAGGUGGUGUUAGACAGACACGGGGUUUAUGGACUGCAGAGAAACCUGCUCGUGGAGAACAUCAUCGACAUCUACAAGCAGGAGUCCACCAGGCCAGAGAAAAAGUCUGAGCAGCCCAUGUGUGAGGAGCACGACGAGGAACGCAUCAACAUCUACUGCCUGAACUGCGAGGUGCCCACCUGCUCCCUGUGCAAAGUGUUCGGCGCUCACAAGGACUGCCAGGUGGCUCCCCUCACCCAUGUGUUCCAGAGGCAGAAGUCGGAACUCAGUGAUGGCAUUGCUGUGCUUGUGGGAAGCAACGAUCGGAUCCAGGGAGUGAUCAGCGAGCUGGAGGACACCUGUAAAACAAUCGAGGAAUGCUGCAGGAAGCAGAAACAGGACCUGUGUGAGAAGUUUGACUACCUGUACGGCAUCCUGGAGGAGAGGAAGACCGAAAUGACCCAAGCCAUCACCCGAACACAGGAGGAGAAACUGGAGCACGUCCGAGCCCUGAUCCGGAAGCAUUCUGACCACCUGGAGAACGUAUCAAAGCUGGUGGAGUCAGGGAUCCAGUUCAUGGACGAGCCGGAGAUGGCAGUGUUUCUGCAGAACGCCAAGACCCUGCUACAAAAGAUCGCGGAAGCGUCGAAGGCGUUUCAGAUGGAGAAAGUGGAACAGGGUUAUGAGAUCAUGAACCACUUCACCGUCAACCUCAAUAGAGAAGAAAAAAUUAUACGUGAAAUUGACUUUUACAGAGAAGAGGAAGAUGAAGAGGACGCAGGAGAAACAGAAGAAGGAGGAGAAGGAGAGGAUGCAGCGGAAGUAGAAGAGGUAGACAGUGUUCAAAUGGAGUCAUCGGGGGAAGAGGAGAGCCUGGAAAAAGCCCCGGAGCCCUCUCAGCUUACCUCAGAGCUCCAGGCCCCGACGCCACUUCUUGCUUCCUCUCCAGAACCACCUUCAUCCAUGCCACCUGCUGCAGAUGUCCUGGUGACACAGAGGGAGGUGGUGCCCAUUGGCUCUCAGCCGACCACACAAUCUGAAACUCCAAGCCCUUCGGCAGCGGAAACCGCGGAUCCCUUGUUUUACCCUAGUUGGUAUAAAGGCCAAAACCGGAAAACCAACUCCAACCCGCCUUGCACUCCUGGGAGUGAAGGUCUGGGGCAAAUAGGGCGUCCUGGUGCUGAGGAUUCCAGUACGCAGUCUGCAGGAGUGGCAGGAGCCACAGCCAAUGAGCAGGCAGCAGUGAGUGGUAAGGAAUCUAGUUCGCCUGCUGCUACCUCUCAGAUUGGAUUUGAGGCCCCUUCUCCCCAGGGACAGGCAUCAGCCUCGGGCAGUGGGGGUGGGGCUGAUUCUGAGUCAGCUCGCCAUGUCUUCUCCUUCUCCUGGUUGAAUUCCCUGAAUGAAUGAUAUAUAUUCUGGCUGCUGCCCCCUGGCGGCCCGGGUGAGAUGCGCACCAAGCCGCGGGGAACUUCUGGGUGAAAUUCACCGUGACGCGUAUGAAUGGGACCUCCGGACAGGAUUUCUGAGAGAAAAUAAUAAACCUUUAAUUCCAGAUGACUUAUCUAAUUUGCUGAGAAAAUGCAAUAUGCUCAGAACAAAAUUGCAGAAAACACUGGUAUAAAGAAACUUGAUCUUAUGCAAAUCCUUUAUUAUGUGGGCAUCAUUCUGAAGGUUGUGUAGGUGUGGCACAUGUGUGCACGUCAGCUUUAAGUGGCAAGUGUUAACAAAGUGGGCACUCCACUCUCGUCUCCCGUGGGCAUGGCUUCUUGUUAUUUUUAGCACAGUCGUGUUUUUUCCCUUAGCAUUGCAGCUUGUUGGUGACAUUCAGUGUCAGUUCAGAACUGACCGAUUUAUCCAAAUCUCGGCAUGAGAGAGGUUGCUGACCAAGGCUGGGAAGAAGGCUCCUCGUUUCUACACACGUCACUGAAUGUGCAGCCAGAAGUAGUCUCUGAAUUUGGCCACACUUCUGUAGUUCAGAAGGACAACGGUUAGGGUAUCUCUUUUGACAUUUUUCUAAUUUUAAUCACAUAUCUCAUAAUCUUAUAUUCAUACAUCAGACAUUUCAAUUGAAGACUUUUGGGAGGAACUAUCUACUUUCUUAUGUGCCCAUCGUAGCAGCGAGUUGAUAAACUGUGGAACAGCUGCAUGUAUUUAAAGAUAUACACAAUUCUCCUCCUAUCAUCUAAUCUAUCUAUCUAUCUAUCUAUCUAUCAUCUA
Molecule: messenger RNA, 2573 nt
Organism: Microtus oregoni (creeping vole)
Lineage: Eukaryota; Metazoa; Chordata; Mammalia; Rodentia; Cricetidae
Gene: Trim55
Product: tripartite motif containing 55
Exons: 10
Coding region: 129-1763 (544 amino acids)
Molecular function (GO): zinc ion binding
Source: RefSeq, a predicted model, not a curated record